AUGACCAUGCCAUUGACAAGAAACAAUCUGUCAGAAGAACAAGAAAAUACAUUGAAAAAGAAGUUGAUCCGAGAGUUCCCCGAUGUUGAUGAGGUUGUGAUUGAUGUUUCCCUUCGUACGACCAAAUAUGAUGAGAGCCGCGCCAGGGAAAUAAUAAAGAAGUUGAAAGGGGAUGACGACAAACAAAGUGCACCUGCAAAGGCCACAAAAAAGGAACCAGGCAAACCCAAAGGAAACGCCCCUGCUGCUUCAUCAGCCAAGGCUCAAGCUGCUGCUGCCGCCAAGGCAAAGUCUUCUAGUCAGGAGCUUCGUGCAAAGGCCACUCCUGCUGCCGCUGGUGGUGGUGGUCUUGCUGCAGCGGCUACUGCUGCUGCUAAGGCAAAAUCUUCCAGUCAGGAGCUUCACUUGAAAACCACUUCUACUGCGGCCCCCAAGACAGUCAAGUCAACAUCACCUGCACCUCCAACGACCACUGCACAGAAAAAGCCAGCAGCUACCCAGCCCAAACAAGCUCAACGCGAGAUGGUGUCGGUGGCCAGUAAAACCUACAGGUCUCCUCUCCUGUCUGUUCCUAGUGGACCCAAUCCAGCAAAUGCACAAGGAGCAAACCCACUGAUGCUGCUGCCUGAGUGGGUUCAAACUGAAGGCCCUCAGAGGCAGAAUCGUGCGGGACCGCAGAGAGGCAUUCGAAAGGGACCUGCCAGGCGACCCACCACCAGAAAAGUGCCCUUAAAUUGUGGUGCUCAAGCAAGCAAUCACAAGGGACCCAAUAAUAAUUUGGUUGUAGGAUCAAUGUUCUGUCCUGUAAGCCAUUUCUAAAGCAUGCAGACCUGGAAUGCCUGUUGAACAUGAAUACAACAGGUCUUUGCCAGUGCAGUGCUGCUCCAGUACUUUGGUUUUAUCAUUCUUAUAGACGCUUGUAGUGUUAGGUUGAACUGAUAACGCUAUCCACGGGGUAAAUCACUGUAUUUUCCAGUGAAUAGCGCAGUAUAUUUUGUCAACGUUUAUCCACUGGAUAAUGCCUUUUUUUUCCGUGGUUAUUGCGUUAUUGUUGCCAUGAUGUAUCUAGAAGAGUCAAAACUACCGCUCUCGGUAAUCACCCACGUCUUGUUUUUGUACCCCUACCCGCCCAGUUUUCCCUCUAUUAAGGGUUGAAUUGCAGGGACAUUUUGGGGCGAAUAACCAAGUUUACUCCCUCCUUUCCCUUUACAUUAGAUGGCGGGUUAGCUUCUCGAGUGCAGAUCUUAUAAACACGUUCCUUAUUCCUGUAAACGAAUUGUACAUAAAAUUAACGUAUCUACGAUGUCACUGUACUGACAUUUCAUGGUGCGUUUUAAAAUGUAAAUCCUUACAAUGUUUAAUCUCAAAGACUUCUCGCAGUUGCGUACUCGUAAAAAAUUCCUCGUCAACGUAAUUAUCUUAGUCAGCUUUUGUAAGCUGUAACGGUAGAGUCUACCAAUUAAUAAUGUUGAUCUCGUGUAUAUCUUGUAAGAGGUUCGAUGUCACUCGAGAAUAUGAUAAUAUUAUUUAAAGGCCGUUGUAAUUUUACGUCAUUGUUUUAAUAUUUUAGUCAAGAUAUUUUAUGCCUUUUUCGGUUUGCAACUACAGUAACACCGCAUUAAAUAGUAGUGUUGUGAACUGUUGUAAAACGUAAUGAAAUUACACAAUUAAACAAUGCUUAGCAACAA
Messenger RNA from Orbicella faveolata, 1688 nucleotides. RefSeq lists its product as uncharacterized. NCBI's taxonomy places the organism in Eukaryota, Metazoa, Cnidaria, Anthozoa, Scleractinia, Merulinidae. The record is from RefSeq and is a predicted model, not a curated record. Gene Ontology annotation, cellular component: nucleus; cytoplasm. Gene Ontology annotation, molecular function: protein binding; transcription coactivator activity. Gene Ontology annotation, biological process: hippo signaling; positive regulation of transcription by RNA polymerase II.